This is a messenger RNA of Bombina bombina (fire-bellied toad), 7407 nucleotides long. It is a transcript of the gene BCL11B, whose product is annotated as BCL11 transcription factor B. The record is from RefSeq and is a predicted model, not a curated record. Gene Ontology annotation, molecular function: DNA-binding transcription factor activity; RNA polymerase II cis-regulatory region sequence-specific DNA binding. Gene Ontology annotation, cellular component: nucleus. Bases 589 to 3012 code for a protein of 807 amino acids. NCBI's taxonomy places the organism in Eukaryota, Metazoa, Chordata, Amphibia, Anura, Bombinatoridae. The transcript is spliced from 3 exons. Gene Ontology annotation, biological process: positive regulation of transcription by RNA polymerase II.
CCUAGCCAUAGAGAGACUGAGAGCUCCCAGAGAACCAACACUCCGCCAUCUUCACAUUGCAAUGUAAUAGUGCUAGCCAGCACAGCACUGGGUGAGCACAGUGCCAGGCAAGUGGAGCAGUGCAAAGUGCUGGGCACCAGGGCAGUGCCAGGCUAGCUGGGACCAAGCACUCCUGGGCAGCCCCUCUAAACCAGCAGGGUCAGCUCUCUUCCUCUUAUUUUUUUUUUGGCAUCCUUUGGGCAAUCACUUUUUUUUUAUUUUACCUUUUUCUUUUUUUUUCAUUUAUAUUUAAUUUUGAUGGAAGAAGCACUGUGGAGGUAGUGCCACACCGAGUGGGCAUCAGACCAGGCAAUUCUUAAGUUGAAGAAGAGAUUGGAAACACCACUGGAGAAGUGGCUCCCUCCUUAUUUAUUCAUUGAAAGGAGGAAAAAAAACGCUGAAUAUUUUUCAUUGCAUCUUUAUUUAUUUUUUAAUGAAAUAAAGAAGAAACAAGAAGGAGGAAAAAAAAAACGUUGGAGGGAAGAAGGAGAAGCGAUUGCCCUAACUCAGAGCAGAUCUCCGGGCGAUGCCAGUGUAAAUGCCAGGGCAAUGUCCCGUCGCAAGCAGGGGAACCCGCAGCACUUGUUACAAAGGGAGAUUAUCACACCAGAAGACCGCCAUGUUGAAACGGUGAUAACUGAUGAAGAUGAAGCUCUUGCCAUCUCGGAGCAAGGAGCUAUCAGCCUCACUGGUAGCGGGAAUGACCCAGACUUGUUAACAUGUGGACAGUGUCAGAUGAACUUCCCUUUGGGAGACAUCUUGGUUUUUAUAGAGCACAAGAAAAAACAAUGUGGUGGCCCCGGUAUCUGCUAUGAAAAGACCCUGGAUAAAAGCAGCCCUCCUCCAUCAUCUCGCUCAGAGCUCAGGAAAGUGUCAGAGCCAGUGGAAAUCGGCAUCCAAGUCACACCUGAUGAGGACGACCGCCUUCUUACGCCCCCAAAAGGAAUUUGCCCCAAACAGGAGAAUAUUGCAGGUAAAGAUGAGCCUUCAAGCUAUAUUUGCACAACUUGCAAGCAGCCUUUUAACAGUGCUUGGUUCCUGCUUCAGCAUGCUCAGAAUACACAUGGUUUUCGUAUCUACCUGGAAACAAGCCCAUCAAGCAGUUCUCUUACUCCACGUAUCACCAUUCCUCCACCUCUGGGACCGGAGACUGUUGCACCAUCCCCCCUGAUGAACUUCCUAGGAGACAGUAACCCCUUUAAUCUUUUACGAAUGACAGGACCCAUUCUACGGGACCACCCAGGCUUUGGUGAGGCUCGACUUCCUAACACACCGCCACUUUUCAGCCCACCACCUCGCCACCAUUUGGACCCGCAUCGCCUUAGUGCCGAAGAAAUGGGGUUAGUCGCCCAGCAUCCCAGUGCCUUUGACAGAGUUAUGCGUUUAAAUCCUAUGGCAAUUGAGUCUCCAGCGAUGGAUUUUUCCCGAAGGCUACGAGAACUGGCAGGGAACAAUUCCACACCUCCUCCAGUAUCUCCAAGCCGCAACAACCCUAUGCACCGCUUGUUAAAUCCCUUUCAGCCAAGCCCUAAAUCACCUUUCAUGAGUACGCCACCUUUGCCACCCAUGCCCCCCGCUAGUACUACUCCUCCGCAAACCCAGGCAAAAAGCAAAUCCUGUGAAUUCUGUGGAAAAACAUUCAAGUUUCAGAGUAAUCUUAUAGUGCACCGUCGCAGUCACACAGGAGAAAAACCUUAUAAAUGUCAGCUAUGUGAUCAUGCAUGUUCACAAGCAAGCAAGUUAAAACGUCACAUGAAAACGCAUAUGCACAAAGCUGGUUCCUUGACUGGUAGGUCUGAUGAUGGACUAUCUGCAACAAGCUCACCAGAGCCAGGCACAAGUGAGCUAACAGGAGAAGGAGUAAAAUCCAAUGAGACAGAUUUUCGAAAUGAAAGUGACCGUUCUCUAGGCCAUGAAAAUGAAGAAGAGGAGGAGGAAGAGGAAGAAGAGGAGGAGGAACUGGAGAAUGAAAGCAGACCAGAGUCAAGCUUCAGCAUGGACUCUGAAAUGAGUCGUAAUCGUGAAAAUGGUGCAAAACAGCUCCAUGAGGAGAAGUCCUUAGUUCUUGGAAAAGUCAUGGAGAAUGUAAAUCUAGGAAGCAUGCAGCAAUACAACGACAUACUCAAUGACAAGCAAAAAAGAAGUCAUUUCAUUAAACGAUCUUCUGACCCCCGAGAUUUAUGCCGGAGGAUUCAAGGAGAAGAUGAUUUAGUGGACAGAGAAAUUAUUCGUAAUGAGGAAGCAACUGUUAAUGGAAGGAAUUUUGGCUCAGGUGAACCCUUUCCAGGCUUGCUCCCACGAAAGCCAAUGCCUAUUUCUAGUUCUGGUUUAAACAACUCUUCAAAAAGGAUAAAGAUUGAAAAAGAUUUGGACUUACCACCAGCAACAAUAAUCCCUUCAGAAAACGUUUACUCCCAAUGGUUGGUAGGUUAUGCAGCGUCACGGCACUUCAUGAAGGAUCCUUUUCUAGGAUUCACAGACUCUCGACAAUCCCCUUUUGCAACAUCUUCUGAACACUCUUCAGAAAAUGGAAGCCUGCGGUUUUCCACUCCACCAGGUGAUAUGCUGGAUGGGGGUCUCUCAGGGCGGAGUGGGACAGCAAGUGGUGGCAGCACCCCACACAUCAGCGGGCCUGGUCCUGGCCGACCCAGCUCAAAAGAAGGACGGAGAAGUGACACAUGCGAAUUCUGUGGCAAAGUAUUUAAGAACUGUAGCAACCUCACAGUCCAUCGCCGGAGCCACACUGGAGAGCGGCCUUACAAAUGUGAGCUCUGCAACUAUGCAUGUGCCCAGAGCAGCAAGCUGACGCGCCACAUGAAAACACAUGGCCAGAUAGGUAAGGAGGUCUACCGCUGUGACAUUUGCCAGAUGCCCUUCAGUGUUUACAGCACCCUGGAGAAACACAUGAAAAAAUGGCAUGGAGAACACUUGCUGACAAAUGACGUCAAAAUUGAGCAGGCAGAAAGAAGCUAAGGCCCCCUAAUGGGUUAAAUCAGGGGUCUAGGUAUUCAUUUAAUUUGUACAGAUUUAACUAUUGCCAACUCAGAAAAGCUGACCUAACUUGCCUCCUUAAACAUAACUUAGCAUAAAUAUGUUAGUUGUCGCAAAGUGGCGCUAAAAAAAAAAAUCAUGUUUCUACAAAGCUCUAUUAAACCUGAGGGUUGGAUAAGGCAGUAAAAUUUGUGGAGCCUUUUAACUGUGCAAUAAUUUCUGUAUUUAUUGGGGUUUUAUUUGUAAUUUUGGCAUGUGCAGGUACUUUUUUUCUUUAUUUUUUAUAUUGUUUUUUAUUUGAUAUAUUAUUUUUUUUUGUUAAGCAGUUUUUGUAAAAAUAAAAACCCCUUCUGUGCUUCAGAGGAGCAGCAACUGAUUACAAAACAGUUCAUUUCACACUCCCUCAAUCACAAAAGGGGUUUGUUAUCCCCGUAGUAGCCUGAGAUCAUUGUCCUUAUAGUUGGAGAAACAUAUCUUAAAUUAUCAUUUUUUGGGGCUGCUACUUUUCUGGAAUUUAAGCUAAAUCUAUGUAAUUUCUUGCAAAGAAGCCAUCGGCUAUUUAAUUUUCUUUAUGAUUUUAUCUUGUGAUUCCUUUAAAAAAAAAAAAAGAUAGGGGUCAAGUAGAAUUUACACAGCGGAUUACAAUCUUUAAAUUCUUAGCACUUAAUUAUCUUGCAUAAUUGAUAUUUAAAUACGUAGCAGCAAAGAUAUAAUUUAAAUAUAAACAACAUUUAUAGUAUGAAGUAUGACUUGUAUACACAUCAGAUUUAAUAAAACCAUUACACAAAAAUGUUUAUAUUUAAAAAUGGAUCUCAUACAUGUAUGUGGUCGCAAGAGAUAUAUAGCAAGAGAGUGCAUAACAGAAAAGCAUGAGAAAUUUGAUUUUAUUCUUAGUAGAACAGAUCUCAUCAUUAAUAUUAUUUUUAUUAUUAUAAUAAUUAUUAAUAUUAUUACUAGCCGUAAUAAGCAAGUCCUCAUAAUGCAAAACAGUUGCUUUGAUUAAACCUCUAUGGUCCUAGAAGAAUCCUCAAUUUCAGUAGGCUUCUUGGCCAUGAAAUUAUUAAGUUAUGGCAUUGAUAAACCUUUUCAAUAAUCAAAGCAUCUGCAGUGCAUUGUGGUUGAAGGGUCAUAAUUGUAGUUGGAUAAGAAUAUCACCUCAUUGUAAUUGGCUACUGACUAUGCAUUCUGAAUUGAAAUGAAAAUGUUGUCUAUUUUUAAUAAUGAAAGUUCCAAUAAUGACAUCUGCUUUUAAGAUCCGUUUUCCAUUUUUCUUUUUCUUUUUUCUUUGCGUGCACCAGGAGGACAGCAGAGAUCAAAAGGUUACCCAUUUUAAUUAUGUUGACCGCACUUUAAAACUUGAGUUUUCUUUUUUUCGUUGGCUUCUGAACAAGAAAUUACAACAUAUUCUUCUACUCAACCCAAUGGCGGGUUGAACUCUAUAAGGGAACAGCUGAGAUUUAAGUGUCAGCGUUGCUAAGCAUGGCAUUCACAAUGCUGGCACUAUAAAAAGAUAUAUAUAUAUAAUUUAUUGGACGGUUUUCCUACUGCCAUUCAAUUUGUUGUGAGUGCCUUGAAAACUGAUCUUCCUAUCUGAGUCUUUCGAGACAAAAUGCAAAACAUUUUUGUGAAACAAAAAAAAAUGACUUUUAAAAAUAGUAAUACAAGAAAAGUACAUUUCUUUUAAAACAAAAAAGCCACAUUUACUUAUUAAAAUAAUUCUGGUUGACGAUAGCAGACACAAUAAUGCCAUAAGACCCAAUCUAAUGAAGAUGUUUACCCAGCACAACUUUCAACGUUCUGUAGCUGAAUUAUUGUCAGCUUUUUUUUUUUCAGGACAACGCUGCUUAGAAAACGGAAUGAAAAUUAUUUACUGCUGAAUUGAAACUGAAAUGACACAAGUUACCAGUUGUCGUUGAAGGGGAAAAAAAAACAAAUCAGGAACAACGGCUUUUUUUUUUUUUUUUUUUUUUUUUAUGUUAAAAUUUAGUGCACUCUGUCUUAAAAAUACGUUUACAGUAUUCAAAAUACUUACGAGGGUAAAAAAAAAAAAAGAGACAUAAUUGUGUGUAUGUGUGUUUGGACGAUCAUUUCUUUUCAAAGUUUGCUUAAUAGGUUAUAAAAUGCCAUAAUGGCUCUGUGUAUAUUGUUUUUCUUUGGUGACGGGGUUUUAGUAUAUAUUAUAUAUAUUAAAAUUUCUUGAUUACUGUAAAAGUGGACCAGUAUUUGUAACAAAUGGAGAAUGCUCGGGCAUUUUAUAAAACCAGAAAAAAAAAAUUCCUUGAAAAAAUGUUGCAGUAAAAUUUAAAUGGUGGGUCUAUAAAUUUGUUCUUGUCACUGUAAUUGUAUAGUCUGAAUUUUAGUAUUUUUUUCCUGCCUUGGGUGUUGAAUUUUUAUUUCAAAAUGUAUAGAAACUUGUAUUUGGGGGAAAAAAGGUGAUUGCUACACCAUGUAGAAAAAGUAAGUAGAAAAAAGUGCUUAAUAUUGUUAUUGCUUUGCAGAAAAAAAAACACAUUUUUGACCUGUACUUAUUUUUAUCCUCCCCUCCUGGAAUGGAUAGUAAAUGGUUCACAUAAUGUAGGCACUUGCUGUAUUUUUACUGAAGCUUGUAAUUUUUUAAAUGUACGCUUUUCCUUUUAAAAGGAUUAACUGUACCUUUUUGUUAGUGAAUUUGAAAAAUAAAAAAACAAACAUGCUGCCAUAAUAUAUUUUUUUAAUUUGGCAGGAUAAAAUAUUGCAAAAAAUUAAAAAAAUAAAUAAAAAUAAAUCAUUUGUAAUUUAAGUCCUAGUGUACAGAAAUAAAGGGUGUUGUAUAACAACUUCUAGGUAAAGAAAACAAAACAGAUUUCACAAAUGUUUUAUACAUCAGUAAUUUAAGUUAUACAUUUUUGUCAUAAUUGGCUCAUGUGAAAAAAUACUGUUUCUGCAGGGAUGACACAACUUAUUAAGGUGCCUGGACCUUGUAUCAAGGCCUUAGCAGGUAUGGAAUUAUUGGUACAUAAAAAUCGUAUUUUUCGUAUCAAUAUUACAUUAACAUUCCACGUACACCUAUUAGAAAUUUUUUAGGAAGAUCUACAGCUAGUAUAAUCUUCCCAGUUUGACAGUAACCCGUAGUAAUUUCUGGCACACUUGUACAACAUAGGUUGAGAGGUUUGCAUUUGAUACAAUUACCAUUGUAUUAAUAAUAUACAUAGUGGUCCAGGCACAGCUAUUCUGCCUCUGUUAGAACAGGGCCUAUUCUGUAAACAAAUCUUGCCACACCAUGUAGUCUCUGCUUUGCAACUAUUUAAUAUUUUUUGUACAUUCCAUAAAAUCCUGAAUGUGUAAUGGGCUGUGAUGAAAUUCUGUUUCCUGUUCCGCAAAACAUAAUUGUAAGCUGUUGAAACACAAAAUCAAAUUAUUUAUUACUUUAUGGAUGCAGUCGGCACAAUCAUUGCCUUCAUUUGUUUCAAGCCAUUUUAAUAAAUCCAGAUUACCCCACACUGGCUGUGUUGAAUCCCCUGGCAAUCCUGAGACCACAUUCCCACUUUAAUGAAGUGUCAUUUUAUACAUGAUUUAAUUAUUUAAAAUAAACUUCACCAGCAAAUUGUGUAACCUCUUAAUUGCCAGCACGGUUUGCAGCAUAUUGUUAACCGACAGCACUCAAGAGGUUAAAGCCAUAAAUAUUUUUGUUUUCAAUUAAUAAAUAUAUAUAUAUAUAUAUAGAAAAAAGCACAAACGUGGCAUUUUUGCUGUAGACAUUGGGAAUAAAUGCUAUCCUCCCUUUUACGUCCCUUUACCAUAAGCACAAUCUUUUAGAUCUCUUUACAUGGCUAUAUUUUACUGACUACAAUUUAUCCCAUAACAGUGAUCAGCAUUUCAUUCCGGCCCACAAUAAAAGACAGUCCAAGAUUUUGUGUUUUGCAGGCCGCCUCAUCAUUAUGGUGCUCUUUGUAUUUCAGAACUGCAAAGCAAUUGUCACUUAAGUUGUUUGCAUUUGUACGGCAAGGCAAAAUAUUUUUAUUACCUUUUUCUAUUAUUGUAUGAGCUUUUGUUGUUGAAAGAUUUUUGUCUUUUACUACAAGUUUGAAACUAUUUAUUAUUGCUUGGUAUUUUGCGCUCUGUUUAAAAAACAAGAGCAAUUUUUUUUUAUUAUGAUAAAAUGUUGGGAUGCUAGAGGUCAUUUCAACAUGGCUUAGUGAAAUAUUUAUUGUUAUUUUUUUUGUUUUUUUGUUUUUUUUUCUCUGUACAAAAUUUUGGCCUCUUUCUUUCCCUUUCUGUCACAAUGUUGAGUUCAGCAUGUGUCUGCCAUUUCAUUUGUAAGCUCGUCAAAACAAAAAAUAUUUGUUCCAGUUUCAAGAUAUUAAAAAACAAAAAAAAUAAAUUGGACAUUUAACUUGA